AUGGAUCUACCUUUGCAGACAUAUUCGGGACUCUUCUGUGUUGUAAUCAAUCCAUACAAACGAUUACCGAUAUAUACAGAUUCCGUAGCAGCGAUGUAUGUCGGAAAGCGGCGAAACGAAAUGCCACCGCAUUUGUUUGCCGUAUCCGACGAAGCAUAUCGUAAUAUGCUGCAGGAUCAUGAGAAUCAAUCAAUGCUUAUUACCGGCGAAUCCGGAGCUGGCAAAACAGAAAACACUAAAAAGGUUAUAGCGUACUUUGCAUCCGUUGGGGCCAGCCAGCAGCAAGGAACGACAAUCGGACAAAAAAAAGUGACUCUGGAAGACCAGAUUGUGCAAACAAAUCCAGUCCUCGAAGCUUUCGGAAAUGCCCGAACGGUGCGCAACAACAACUCAUCAAGAUUUGGCAAAUUUAUCCGCAUUCACUUCUCGAAACUUGGAAAAGUUGCUUCGUGCGAUAUUGAGCAUUGUUAG
Messenger RNA from Gongylonema pulchrum, 471 nucleotides. NCBI's taxonomy places the organism in Eukaryota, Metazoa, Nematoda, Chromadorea, Rhabditida, Gongylonematidae. The record is from the annotation of a GenBank genome assembly.